Messenger RNA from Penicillium angulare, 1671 nucleotides. Its product is annotated as Amino acid/polyamine transporter I. The record is from RefSeq and is a predicted model, not a curated record. The transcript has 3 exons. Gene Ontology annotation, cellular component: membrane. Lineage: Eukaryota; Fungi; Ascomycota; Eurotiomycetes; Eurotiales; Aspergillaceae. Gene Ontology annotation, biological process: amino acid transmembrane transport. Gene Ontology annotation, molecular function: amino acid transmembrane transporter activity. Bases 1 to 1671 code for a protein of 556 amino acids.
AUGCCUCCCAGGAAUGUCGCCUCGGUGGCGCAGGAGAGCAGGAACUCGUCUUAUGUGUCCGGCAUUGAUUUUGGCACGGAUCACAAGAGAGUCCCCCAGGACAUCAAGCCAGCAGAUUCCGAGCAAAAUGACAACGAGGAGUCUGAACCGGGCCAGCUGAAGCGCCGACUGAAGAGUCGUCACUUGCAGAUGAUUGCAAUCGGUGGAACCAUCGGAACAGGUCUCUUCAUCACUAGUGGAACUGCUAUCGCCGAAUCUGGACCCGCGGGUGCGCUUAUCGCUUACAUCUUCGUUGGAUCGAUCGUCUUCUCUGUCAUGGUAUCUUUGGGUGAGGUUGCGACGUUUAUCCCCAUUACCGGAGCUUUCACAUCAUACGCGGCGCGCUUGAUCGACCCCAGUCUUGGAUUUUCGAUGGGUUGGAUAUAUUGGUUUAACUGGGCUUCGACUUUCGCGGUGGAGCUCACGGCUUCCGGAACGAUUAUACAAUACUGGCGUGAAGAUCUGAAUAUCGCUAUCUUCAUCGGUGUUUUCUGGGUCUUGAUUUCGGCUCUGAACUUCAUGCCAGUCGGGUUUUACGGUGAAGUGGAAUUUUGGUUUUCUACAAUCAAAGUUGCCACGGUUCUCGGAUUCAUGAUAUUUGCGAUCUGUAUAGAUUGUGGUGUUGGCGAUCAGGGCUAUUUGGGCUUUCGUUAUUGGCGGGACCCUGGAGCUUUUGCAACUCACAUUAUCAAGCAGCCAGAGUCGAUUGGAAAAUUCAUUGGCUUUUGGUCUGUCUUGAUUCAGGCAGGAUUCUCUUACCAAGGAACCGAGCUGGUGGGUAUCGCGGCUGGCGAGACUGAGAACCCAGAGAAAACUGUGCCAUCAGCUAUCCGGAAGACUUUCGUCCGCAUUGGUCUUUUCUUUGUGUUGACUAUGUUCUUCAUUGGCUUGGUCGUGCCCUCCGACAACAAACGUCUUGCAACAGGCAACACCAACGCGUCAUCUUCUCCAAUGGUUAUCGCCGCUGAUCUUGCCGGUGUGAAAGUACUUCCAAGUCUGAUAAAUGCUGUUCUUCUGACUGUCGUUUUAUCGGCAGCGAACUCCAAUGUUUAUAGCGGAAGCCGUGUCUUAACUGGCCUGGCUCUUGAGGGAUUUGCACCCAAAUUCUUCGCAAAGGUCACUAAGAAAGGUGUCCCAUAUUACAGCGUUGCGUUCACCGCAGCCUUCGGUCUCCUAGGCUUCAUGAACGUUUCACAAGAUGCAGGAACAGUUUUCAACUGGCUCGUCAAUCUUUCCAGCGUUGCUGGGUUUGUAACCUGGUCUUCUAUCAAUGCAUGCCACAUCGCUUUCAUGCGUGCAUGUGCUGCCAAGGGAAUCUCGCGUGAUGACCUUCCCUACAAGGCUAUUGGCCAGCCUUAUCUGGCCUGGUAUGGCCUAUUCUUCAACAUUUUGAUCGCCCUCACUCAGGGAUUCACUUCCUUUAUCCCUACCUUCAACGUGUCUGACUUCUUCGUCGCAUACAUCUGUCCCAUUGUAUUUGCUGUGCUUUAUAUUGGGCACAAAGUGUGGACUCGAUCGCCUUUUAUUCCUGCCGCCGAGGCUGAUCUUGACACUGGUCGAAUCCAGUACCAAAAGGAAGUGGAGAUUCCAAAGCCAUGGUACUGGCGUACCUGGGGAUGGAUCACGAAGUAA